Fragaria vesca subsp. vesca is the source of this 1674-nucleotide messenger RNA. RefSeq lists its product as uncharacterized. The record is from RefSeq and is a predicted model, not a curated record. The coding region runs from base 160 to 1674 and encodes 504 amino acids. The transcript has 9 exons. Lineage: Eukaryota; Viridiplantae; Streptophyta; Magnoliopsida; Rosales; Rosaceae.
GAAGUCAGUGAACUAAACAAAUCCACAAUUUCUUUUAGCUUGGUUGACUAGGAAUAGAUCGAGUCAACCAACCAAAAUCCAGACCAGAUCUCCUUCUGUCUUGUUCCUUCCUCACUUCUUUAUAAGCACGAGAUCUUGGGGUCUGUCUUUAUCUGCACCAUGGAAGCCCUAACCGCCGUACACGACGGAGACGACGCCAACAUCGGCGCCGCGAUUCUGAUGCGCUUCACCGACAGCAACCGCGAACUCGACCUCGAAAUCCGCAAACUCAUCGUCGUCAUGUCGGGGAUAUUCCGAGACCAAAAUGCACCUCCGACGCCGAUGGGCUACUUGGGCGCCACGUGCUCCUUACUUGACGCCGCCGCCGCCGCCUCCAAGCCCCAGGCUCCCGCUCACGUGCUCGACGCCCACCUCACCAUCCUGUCCAUCGUCAUCCCAAAAGUCCCUGCUGCGUUUCUGAUCAACAAUCUCCGGCAGGUCUUUGAUUCCUUAGCACGACCUCUCCGGUCUUCGUCUCCGAGUACCGACUGCUUAGAAGUGAGAUGCAUUGCUCAGUUGUUCAUUGCCGUCGCAAACAUGGUCAACAAUUGGUCAGACGUUUCCGAAUUGUACAGCUACUUCCUCAGCUUGGCUUUCCAUGACGGCUUCAAGGUGAGAAUUCAAUUACGUUUGUGUCUCCCUGAUGUACUGCGAAGUUUUCAAGGAACACUGCUGUUUGCCCCUGCAACCAAACAGAUUACCGACUUGUUGACCGAUGACAGAACUGCCGUGCUUGUCUACUAUAAAACUCUCUUGGAACUGAACCAAUUCUUUGUUACCACACGGAUCGUGAUGAUGACGUGCAUCCCGAGAACUACAGCUGGUUUUCUCAGUAUUGGACUGACGAGAGUUUAUUCCUUUAACCGGCAAAUCUGUGAAAUUAAUCUCCCUAUUGUGUUUGAUGCACUCAAAGUGAUAUUGGAAGACCCUAACGCACACAGCGUUCCUGAUCCAGUGCAUGCAUUUAAGUGUCUUAUUCAUGCUUGUAUUGAUGAAAGCUUAAUCAAAGAGGGUGUUGACCGUGUGGUGAUGAAUGCAAGCAUGGGGGAUGGAAUCAAGUCUGAGCCAACUAUAAUUGAAAAUUUGUGUGCUACUAUUGAAAGCCUGCUUUAUUCAAAGCCUACUAUUCAAUGCCCGCGUGAUUAUCGCAUGUUUACUUUCUCUACCUGGGCUGCUGCAUUUGAAGUUGUUUCAAUAAUGCUUGACAAACUAGGGCCAUGCUCUUCUUAUCUGAUGAGGGGUACACUGAAGACCUUGGUGGACAUGCUGAAAUUGCCUGAUAGAGAAUUCCAUUUCAAGGAAGCGAAGGUUAAGCUUCUUCUGAAAAAGCUUGUUCAGAAAUAUGGGUUCGAGGCUAUUAUGGCCUUCAUGCCUCAGGAACUUAUGAAUCUGCUUGUAGAGAUCAAUGAAAUGGCUUCUAAAUCUGUGGAAGUGAUAUCUCAUGUUGUGGGAGCAACUGCAGUCAGGUCUGAGAGUAGCAAUAAUAGAAUGCAUGUUAAAGCACUUGGACCGUGCAAGAAUUCAAAAUGGAAAAGGGAUGGUCGAGGUAUUGGGCUGCGUGAAUAUCAAGCUAGGAGAGAGAUGACAAACAGGAUGUCGGGUGCAGCUGUGAUGGCAAAGAAGCUAAAAAUCUAG